Messenger RNA from Echinops telfairi (small Madagascar hedgehog), 514 nucleotides. RefSeq names its product serine rich and transmembrane domain containing 1 (gene SERTM1). The record is from RefSeq and is a predicted model, not a curated record. The coding region runs from base 122 to 448 and encodes 108 amino acids. Lineage: Eukaryota; Metazoa; Chordata; Mammalia; Afrosoricida; Tenrecidae. The transcript has a single exon. Gene Ontology annotation, cellular component: intracellular membrane-bounded organelle.
CCCAAGGGCCCGAUCUGGGUCCAGCCUCCACCUGGAAGACCCGGGGCCCGUUCUGCCCCCGUGAGCCCUGCUGCGGGGCCCAGCCACUCACCCCUUGCCUGUCCCCCCACGGUCCACCACGAUGUCCGCCGAGGGGCCUCCAGCAGGAUUGGCAGGGCGCCCGGACAAUGGGACAACGUUCCUCGAGCUCCUGCCCACGUCCCUGUCCACCUCGGUGGACCCGUCCCCAGGCCAUCUGUCCAGCGUGUAUGUCUACGUGUCCAUCUUCCUAAGCCUCCUGGCCUUCCUGUUGCUGCUCUUGCUCCUGGCCCUCCAGAGGCUGCGGAAUCUCAUCUCGUCUGGUGCGCCCUGCCCCGAGUUCCCGAGCGAGGUGGGGAGCUCCUUCACCAACCUCGAGGUCACCAGCAUCUCCUCUGGCCACUCCAGCCUCUCCAGCCUCUCGCCCUGAGGACAGGGGGCUAUGCCCGGGACCUCCCGGCAGCUGCCCCUGCGCCCCAGUGCAGGGCUGCGUUCC